This is a messenger RNA of Dendrobium catenatum, 2879 nucleotides long. Its product is annotated as probable LRR receptor-like serine/threonine-protein kinase At1g56140. The record is from RefSeq and is a predicted model, not a curated record. Lineage: Eukaryota; Viridiplantae; Streptophyta; Magnoliopsida; Asparagales; Orchidaceae. The transcript is spliced from 20 exons. Gene Ontology annotation, molecular function: ATP binding; protein binding; protein kinase activity. Gene Ontology annotation, biological process: protein phosphorylation. The coding region runs from base 57 to 2828 and encodes 923 amino acids.
UAGCCCAGAACUACUUGACUGGGCCAUUGCCUGCUUUUAUAGGAAAUUUAUCAGCCAUGCAAUACCUGACUUUUGGAACUAAUGCUUUGUCUGGACCCAUUCCUAAAGAGCUUGGAAAUCUUAAAAACCUUAUUUCACUAGGCAUGGGGGCAAAUAACUUUAGUGGGACUAUUCCAGCAGAGUUUGGUGGCCUUAGCAGCCUCCAAAAAUGGUUAUUUUAUCACAAUUUUAUAGUAAAAAAGCUACUAAGAAGAAUGAAAUCAAAUAUAUUCAGUUCUCCAAGUUUACAUAUUCUCAGGUACAUGGCUAGUUCUGGACUAAGUGGCGAGCUCCCAACUUCUCUAUCCAAACUUACAACCUUAAACAUAUUGUGGGCAUCAGACAAUAAUUUUACAGGCAAAAUGCCAGACUUCAUUGGGAAUUGGACAAACUUAAACGUUUUGAGGAUACAAGGUAACUCCUUCAAUGGUCCAAUUCCUUCAAGCUUCUCUAGUCUCUCCAAUCUUACUGAUUUACGCAUAGGAGACAUACUAAAUGGGAGUUCAUCCCUGGCAUUUAUUAGUAAUUUGACAUCUCUAAGCUCACUGAAUUCCAAGAUUUCUGAUACUCUUCCAUCAAACUUCUCAAAAUAUACAAGUUUAAUGCAUUUGGAUUUGAGCUUCAAUAACAUUACAGGCAAUGUUCCACAGUCUCUACUGAACUUGAACUCACUAAAACUCUUAUUCCUUGGGAACAACAGCAUAACAGGCAUCUUACCAGAAAUAAAAAGUGAAGCACUCAGUACUAUAGAUCUAUCAUACAAUCAACUAUCAGGAAGCUUUCCAUCUUGGGUCAGCGAUUCAAACUUAGAGUUAAACUUGGUCGCCAACAAUUUUUUCAUAGACAAUUCCAAUAACAGUGUCUUGCCUUCAGGAUUAGAGUGUCUACAGAGAAACAUGCCAUGCUACCGUGAUUCACCAGUGUAUUCUCAGUUUGGAAUAAAGUGUGGUGGAAGUGCAAGCGUGACAAGUUCUGAUGGAACUAACUUUGAUGCGGAUAAUGCUAAUCUCAGUACAGCAUCUUAUUAUGUGACCGACCCUAUAAAAUGGGCAGUAAGCAACACUGGAAGUUUUAAAGAUGCCACAAAUCCUAAUGCCAACUAUAUAAUUAGAUCUCAAUCCCAAUUCCAAAACACACUGGAUCCAGAAUUAUUUCAGACUGCAAGAAUGUCACCUUCCUCAUUAAGAUACUAUGGUUUGGGACUUCAAAAUGGAAAUUACACGAUAAAACUGCAAUUUGCUGAGAUUGGAAUAGUAGAUCCACCCACUUGGAAGAGCUUGGGAAGAAGGGUCUUUGACAUUUAUAUACAGGGAUUACGUAAGGAGAAGGACUUUAAUAUAAGAAAGGAAGCUGGUGGAAAAUCUUUUACAGCAGUCAUGAGAGAGUACCAAGCACCUGUAACAAACAACUUCCUAGAAAUACAUUUCUUUUGGGCUGGAAAAGGUACAUGUUGUAUUCCUACUCAAGGUUACUAUGGUCCAUCCAUUUCUGCAAUCAGUGUAUCUCCUUAUGACUUCAUACCAUCUGUUAGUAACAAAGCACCAAAUUCCUCUUCAUCAAGCAACAAAACAGGAUUAAUUGUAGGUAUUGUAGUUGGUGUUGUGGUGUUGUUGGGACUCGUCAUUUUUGCAAUAAUAUUGUGGAGACAUAGGAAAGAAAAACUUAGCAAAGAUGAUGCAGAGUUGUUAGGAUUGAAUUUCACACCAAAUACAUUCAGCUAUGUUGAAUUGAGAGCAGCAACUGAGGAUUUUAACCAGUCUAAUUUUCUCGGAGAAGGAGGCUUUGGGCCUGUAUACAAGGGUAAACUAUAUGAUGGAAAAAUGGUAGCAGUAAAGCAACUAUCAGUAGCAUCUCACCAAGGAAAGAGACAAUUUGUGACCGAAAUAGCAACCAUAUCAGCAGUUCAACACCGUAAUCUAGUUAAGUUGUAUGGUUGCUGCAUUGAGGGAGAUAAGAGGCUCUUGGUUUAUGAGUACUUGGAAAAAAGGAGUUUAGAUCAAGCUAUUUUCGGAAGAAAUGAUUUGCAUCUUGAGUGGGAAACACGCUUUGAGAUUUGUCUGGGAGCAGCAAGAGGCUUAGCAUAUCUUCAUGAGGAAUCAAGUGUGAGAAUUGUUCACAGGGAUGUAAAAUCCAGCAAUAUUCUAUUAGAUGAAAAUCUUAACCCAAAGAUAUCAGAUUUUGGUUUGGCAAAGCUUUACGACAAUAAGAAAACUCACAUUAGCACAAGAGUUGCAGGAACGAUAGGUUAUCUUGCACCAGAAUAUGCUAUGAGAGGACAUCUAACAGAAAAGGCUGAUGUGUUCGGUUUUGGGGUGGUUGCUCUUGAAAUUCUUAGUGGAAGGCCUAACUCGGACCUUGCACUUGAGGAAGAGAAAGUCUACUUGCUUGAUUGGGCUUGGCAUUUAUAUGAAGAGAAGCAUGAACUGGACUUAGUGGACCCAAGUCUAUCAUCAUAUAAUAAAGAUGAAGCUAUUCGAGUAAUCCGCAUUGCUCUUCUAUGCAUCCAAGCAUUGCCGGCCUUCCGACCGCCAAUGUCGAGAGUGGUGGCUAUGUUGGUUGGAGAUAUCGAGAUUAAUGAGGUCACCUCAAGGCCAAGCUAUCUAACAGAAUGGCAGUUUAAGGAUAUAAGCAGCAAUUUUGUUAAUGAUGAUUUUUCAAGCUCAACAGACACAAGACUAACAGAUAGCCAAACUAGUGUGCCAUCAGAUCAAAACAAUGUAAUUUACAUGGAGGCUAAUCCUUCAGCUGAUGCGCCUUUAAGGCACAACUCUAUUGAAGAAGGAAGAUGAUAUCUCUUCCUCCAAAGUAAAAUCAAUAUUCAUCAAUUACAGUGCAAAGCA